GAGGGCAGUAUAUAACACAGGGCAGCCUGCUGCUCUCACAUCAUUUAAACAGCAAGGAAGUCUAGGUUAUAGGCAGAGGGAGAGAAAAGAGGGUUGAGAAAAGCACAGUAGAGGAAGUAGAGGAAAGCAAGAGCAGUGAAACACUGGGUUAGAAAAUAUUCCACAAUCCAGGAUUGGACAAGAAAGUCAUGAUGAAGCCAUUUUGCCUGUUGCUGCUGCUAGCUAGUUCCACUGGAGCUGUCCCUCUGGAAUCCUCGGGUAGAGAAGAGUACCCCACCCUGCCCUCCCAGGCCUUUACCGUAGCACCAAGGCCAAACGAGCCAAAGUCUCGCUUUGCCAUGCUGGAUGACGUCCGCCUACUUGCAAAUGGCCUCCUUCAGCUAGGCCAGAGUUUACGGGAGUUUGUCCACAAGACCAAGGCCCAAAUUAAUGACAUCUUCCAAAAGUUGAACAUUUUCGACCGCUCUUUUUACCAGCUCUCAGUGGUCACAUCAGAGAUCAAGGAGGAAGAGGAGGAGCUGAAGAAGACCACCAAUUUCUUGAAGGCCAACAAUGAGGAGAUCAAGAACCUGUCGCUGGAAAUCAACUCUAAGAUCAACAACAUCCUGCAGGAGCGUACACAGCUGCAGAGCAAGGUGGGCAGCCUCGAGGAGAGGCUGAAGGGACUGUCAGAGAGCAUGGUCCCUGUUGACCAGCUUAGUGAAAUCACAACGCUCAAGGAAGUGAUUGAAGCUCAAGAGAAAACAAUCACCAAUCUGCUGAAAGCUGUGACGGAGCAGCAUGAUCAGCUUGACCACCAGAAAAUUAAGAUUAAAAACCUGGAGGAUAAGCUAAGCUACGACAGCUUUCAAGAUACAGUCAAUAAGCCAGUGGAUUCAGACCCUGCAGCUCCUGAUAUGUUUGAAUAUGUGACAGGAAACUCAACUGUCCUGGACACAAAUGACCUCCCCAUGGACUGCAGUGAGUUGUUUAACAAAGGAGAGACAAACAGUGGAAUCUAUGUUAUCAAGCCAAACCAAUCUGAGCCAUUCAAUGUUUACUGCGAAAUGGGUUCAGAUGGGGGUUCAACUGUCAUCCAACGCAGGAUUGAUUGGUCAGUGGAUUUUGACCAAACAUGGGACAAAUACGAGAAAGGCUUUGGAGAUCUGGAAAAUGAUUUCUGGUUGGGCUUAAAGAAGAUCCACAGCUUUACACAGCAGGGAGUUUACAUCCUGCGUAUUGAUUUGGAAGACUGGAAGGAGGAGAAGCACUGGGCUGAGUACCACUUCUCACUGGAGGGUUCCUCCAAGGACUACACCCUCCAUGUCAGUGACUUCUCUGGUGACCUGCCUGAUGUCAUGGCCAACAGCACUGGCAUGAGAUUCUCCACAAAAGACAGAAAUAACGACAACCACCGAAACUCCAACUGCGCUCGCAAUUACACAGGUGGUUGGUGGUUCAAUGCCUGCGGAGAGACAAACCUUAAUGGAAGGUACCUGUGGUUGAAGGCAAAAGGACGCUCUAUGAGAAGGAAGGGCAUUCACUGGAAGCCUAGCACAGGGCCCUCACAUUCCCUCAAGAGGAUCAAGAUCACCGUACGACCAGCCCCUACAACUGAAAGCUUCAACUGAACCCCAAAAGUGAUACCUUUGAUUACAACACUACUGGCAUUUUUCACAAACAUUGAUACUAUCUAAUGCUCAGCCGAAAAGUUCCAUAGAAGGGGAAAGUAAAGUAACACAGGCAUUAUAUAUUUCUAUAACACCAAAUUCUUAGUUUAUCUGCAACACUAAACUGAUUGCUUCCUAACGCCAUCUUCUCAGAGACUGGUGCUGACCAACAGAUAACAGGCCAAAAAUGUCACAAGUCAAAAUAUGCUGAACAGUUGCAAUGAUGCAACCAUGCCAUGCAGGUCAUUAACCUAUUGGAUCUGAUCCAGCAGCGACAGUAGAAUUGUCAUUAUGCAACAUCUUCAAUCACUUGCAAAAUGGACAUAUUGAUCCACAUCAGCAACCUGAUUCAGUGCUGGCUGCAAAAUGCCACAGUACUGCAGUAGAAAAAAAGAAAACUAUGAGGAGAGAUUACGAAACAAAUCUAAAACAGAGAUUGCUUGGCUAUGUUUUCAGUGAACUUAAAUGUAUUUGACAGCUUCUAUGUUAGCUAUUUAAAAUGUAUUUUAUCUUUGUAAUGUGAAACAUGCACAAAUUCCAACAGGUUAUUACAUAAAGCAUGCAAAUUAUAAAAGUCAAGGUUCAAGAGAAACACUGCAUCUCUAACAUCUCAAAAAGUGUCCACACUGAUGAAUUUUAUCCAAUGAAGGCUUUGUAAUUUUUGUCCUGGUAUUUUACACUGCUUCCUCCCUAGUUUCAUUGGGAAAAAUCUGUGGGUGCAAUGUCAGCAGUCAAAUAUAGUACAACAGAUACAAAGUUUUGGCAGUGCACUGAGGUGUAGGAUGAGGUUUUUCCCUUUGCUUGUUCUAUGUUUUUUUUUACACUUUAAAAGUAUUUAAACCAUGUUCAUGCUAUUAUAUGAUUUAUGCUGGUAUAAACAUAAUUUCUGCGUAUUUCCUGUUAUUGAGUCAUAUUGACUCUUGUCCAUUAUUACAACAUAACUAACUGUGCUGUAAAUGUACCUCAUACUCAUGUCACCCUGAAAAGUAGCUAUGUGCUUUAACAAACCAUAUUUAUGAAGACAAAAUAAAAUUACUAUCUAACAUGA
This is a messenger RNA of Siniperca chuatsi (mandarin fish), 2697 nucleotides long. It is a transcript of the gene angptl3, whose product is annotated as angiopoietin-like 3. The transcript is spliced from 7 exons. Gene Ontology annotation, biological process: phospholipid catabolic process; triglyceride homeostasis; cholesterol homeostasis. The record is from RefSeq and is a predicted model, not a curated record. Bases 189 to 1610 code for a protein of 473 amino acids. NCBI's taxonomy places the organism in Eukaryota, Metazoa, Chordata, Actinopteri, Centrarchiformes, Sinipercidae.